UUUCAUGUUUUGUUUCCUUCGCAACAAAUGUCGGCUUUUCUCAGCUAGCUUACUUCGACACUAGCUCGCUUUCAGGUCCCGGCGGCACUUCCACACCAACCAACUCUCAACCCUAACUGCCGUUACCUCCCACAGUUGCCCCAACUUCGAUCGCUGUUCCACCAUCGGUGUCGUAGUCUUCCGCCACCGUUGGUCCGCCGCCGAACUUCCUAAGGAUACCAAUGGCUUAUAGACGAUGCCUCUUGAAAAGAGGGAACCUUGUAGACUGGAAGUGUCACCCGUCUUUCAGUUAUGUACUCUACAGCGAUGAUGGGAAACACAAGCGCCCAGAAGAAAAAUCAUCCUCUGCAGCAAUCAGUACUUUUGUCCAAACAAGGUCCUUCGGGAGCUCCCUUAAUGGGUCAAUGGGGUUUGGUGCCUCUUCUAGAGCGCUUUCCAACACAUUCCUUUCCCCGUGCUCUGGAUAUAAUUUCUGCCGAUAUAUGUCGACUGUGAAUGAUGGAUCAGAUAAGAUUGAGAUGAUGUCCGACAUUGCAGAUGUACUUACUGACAAGACCGUUGAGACCAUAGCUUCUCAGGCUCCUGUUUUUAACGAGGUUGCCAUUGCUGCUGCUGAUUCGUAUUUGCCUGUGAAGUUGCUGCAGUAUGGGAUCGAUGCUGUGCAUACUUAUACCGGGUUAAACUGGUGGGCAGCCAUUGCUUUGGCAACCCUUGUGAUUCGAAGCGCAACAGUUCCGUUCUUAAUCUACCAACUUAAGGCUACAUCUAAGCUUACAUUGCUGAGGCCGCACAUGGAAGCGAUACGGGCUGAGAUGGAAUAUAAGGCUAUGGAUCCCGUAGCUGCAGCUGAAAAUCAAAAGAAGAUGAAGCAGCUGUUUAAGGAAUAUGGUGUGAAUCCGUUUACACCUUUGAUGGGACUCUUUGUUCAAGCACCUAUCUUUAUUAGCUUUUUUCUUGCGAUAUCAAACAUGGCUGAAAAGGUGCCAUCAUUUAAGCAUGGUGGAACCUACUGGUUUACUGAUCUCACUACUCCAGAUGCUUUAUAUGUUCUUCCUGUUUUGACUGCAUUGUCGUUCUUAAUAACAGUUGAGUGCAAUAUGCAAGAAGGCUUGGAAGGAAAUCCUGUGGCUGGUACCAUGAAAAAUGUCUCUAGGGGUCUUGCUGUUCUUACAGUUCCCUUCACCAUGGGGUUCCCAAAGGCCAUAUUUUGUUACUGGGUUACGUCAAAUUUGUUUUCACUUGUGUAUGGACUUGUGCUUAAAGUUCCUGGCAUAAAGAAAACUUUAGGUAUUCCUGAAAUAGUUGCUGCAAAACCUACCACUGCUCCAGAACCACAAUCUCCCUUUAAUGUAUUUCCAGCACUAAAAAAAUCCACAGCAGAAGCAACUGAGCCAAGCUCAUCACCAGUUGAACCAUCAAAACAUUCAAACAAAAAGAUUUCUUCUUCUGCUGUUCUCAGCCAAAGGCUCAAAAGUUUAGAGAAACAAGUGAAAGGAAGAAAGAAAAACCUCAAGAGGUGAGCCAAUACACGUGUUCCUUAAUUCGGCUCAAAUUGAUGCCGUAAAUGUGCCGAGAUUUAUUUAUAUUUGGUCAUCAUUAUAUGAUAUAGAAUUAGUAAUUUAUUCAACUUAGAGAGGGCAGAGGGAUAUAUUUUUUUGUGGCUAAUAAAUUUUGCUGAGGAGGUUCAAACUUUUGUUUAACGUGUAAUCUUACCUUAGAUUCGAGUGUAAUCUUGAUUAUCUUAUUUAAAACUCGGUCUUCACAAAAGGGGGACUUAACAAGGAUCUUUCAUAUUUGAUUAGAUAGUAUAUUAGUUUCCCAUUUGUGGCCAGACCAUGGCUAAUAUGGUCUCGUGUCACAUAUUAUUGGCAACUGAAAUCGAAUAAAAAGCCAAAUGGGUAGUCUACUGUCAACAUUUAUUCUCCAGCGGUGGCUUUCAACUUUCAUCUCUGCCAACUUGUCCGUUCUCACCGUAGUUUCUCCUCCCAAUUUUGAAGAUU
This is a messenger RNA of Arachis stenosperma, 2000 nucleotides long. RefSeq names its product mitochondrial inner membrane protein OXA1-like. Gene Ontology annotation, cellular component: mitochondrial inner membrane. Bases 222 to 1520 code for a protein of 432 amino acids. The transcript has 10 exons. Gene Ontology annotation, molecular function: membrane insertase activity. The record is from RefSeq and is a predicted model, not a curated record. NCBI's taxonomy places the organism in Eukaryota, Viridiplantae, Streptophyta, Magnoliopsida, Fabales, Fabaceae. Gene Ontology annotation, biological process: protein insertion into mitochondrial inner membrane from matrix; mitochondrial respiratory chain complex IV assembly.